This is a messenger RNA of Lineus longissimus, 7345 nucleotides long. RefSeq names its product ras GTPase-activating-like protein IQGAP1. Gene Ontology annotation, cellular component: cell cortex. The record is from RefSeq and is a predicted model, not a curated record. NCBI's taxonomy places the organism in Eukaryota, Metazoa, Nemertea, Pilidiophora, Heteronemertea, Lineidae. Gene Ontology annotation, biological process: mitotic actomyosin contractile ring assembly actin filament organization; regulation of GTPase activity. The coding region runs from base 244 to 5316 and encodes 1690 amino acids. Gene Ontology annotation, molecular function: actin filament binding; calmodulin binding; GTPase activator activity. The transcript has 37 exons.
UUGGGACACUAUCAUUUUGGGUGAUACUCUAUUUGAAAAUCAAUGAUUUGUAUUGAACGAGUGAAGAACAGGUGUAUGUUGUUACUGGUGCUGGAUAGGUCUCAAGCUAUUUUCCUGAGUUUCACUACUUGAUACAACGUUAAUUGGACUCUUGUGUUUGCCUUGACCAUGUUGGCAGGGCUCCUGUCCAAAGAGUAACAGGAAACUUUUUCUCGAUUUGGAUUUAUAAACUUCUGAUGUAUCAUGGAUUCGCAGCAUGGCAAGUUGGGGAUUUGGAAUACUAGGCGUAGCUUUCAUAUGUCUGAGGAUGGGUCACCUGAACCACCCUCUAGUCCACAGUGGGUGCAAAAUAAAACAGCAGCCAUGGAGGGCGAAAAAAAAGAGGGCCGCAUGACGGCCGAAGAAAUGGAUUCGAAAAGAAAAGAGAAUGUAGCGUAUGAGUAUCUGUGUCAUUUGGAGGAAGCCAAAGUAUGGAUAGAGGCUUGUAUCAACGAGAGUCUUCCUCCCACAACAGAGUUAGAAGAGGGCCUGACCAAUGGAGUGUUCUUGGCAAAGCUAGCACACUUCUUUGCUCCUGAGGUUGUCUCCCUGAAAAAAAUAUAUGACAAAGACCAGACCCGUUACAAGUCACGUGGGCUGCACUUCAGACACACAGACAACAUCAACCACUUCUUAAAAGGGAUGGAACACAUCGGCUUCCCGACGCGGUUUCAUCCAGAGACGACAGAUAUUUACGAUAGGAAGAAUAUGCCGAGAGUAAUAUACUGUGUCCAUGGACUCAGUUUAUUCCUCUUCAAGCUUGGCAUAGCUCCGCAGAUCCAAGACUUGUACGGUAAAAUCAACUUCACAGAAGAGGAGAUCAGUGCCAUGAGGAAAGAGCUGGAGAAGUAUGGAAUCCAGAUGCCUGCAUUUAGUAAGAUUGGUGGAGUACUCACCAAUGAGAUGCCAGUUGAUGAGGCAGCAUUACACGCAGCUGUUAUCGCCAUCAAUGAGGCCAUAGAGAACCAAGAGCCAGAGGAUACACUGACCUCCCUCAGUAACAAGGAGGCACAUUUGGUCAACAUAUUACCAGAGUAUGCCGACAAAUAUCAGAGCAUACUCUUUGAGGCAAAACACACUAAGGCAGAGAGCUCAAGAAAUAAGUCUAUCGACCCAGAUGCGUAUGAGCCAGAUGUCUAUGACGAGCUGUUGACUCAAGCUGAGAUCCAGGGAAAUGUCAACAAAGUUAACACACUUCAGGCCCUUGAAGACGUCAACAACGCUCUAGAGAAGGACGACAGGGUUGCUGUUGUCAAGGCCAUGAAAUCAAAGUUGCUUGGCCUCAAAAAUAUCUCUGAUGAGAAUGCGGAUUUCUACUAUAAGCAGCUGCAGCAGGAGAGGCAGAACAAACAGAAUAACAAUAUCGAUGACGAGAACCCCAUCUUAGACAAAGAUGAGCUCCAGUCUGCUGUAAAUGAGGCCAACAUCUCUGCUGAUACCGAAGUCCAGAAAUCACAAGCGGUGUUUGCCAUCAACAGAGCUCUCGAGGAUGGUGACCCCACUACAACGGUCAAGGCUCUCAAGAAUCCAGCAGCCCAGCUACCAGUGGUGUAUGACUUUGCUAGUUCUCUUUACCAAGAGGAGUUUUUCAUGAUCAAGAAUGAGAAAAAGGCUGAUCUUGCCUUCAAUGAGUUACAUGGAGGAGUUCGUGUUUUGUCAGCUAUAGCUAAAAUCAAUGAAGCAGUUGAGGCAGGCUCAUCAAGUGCCAUGUUUAAAGCCUUGCAGGAUCCCUUCACCCACAUUGAGGGACUUGAUGAAAUCAACCAGGAAAAAUACCUUGUAAAACUGCAAGAGGGGAGGGUGGAGAAAAUUGGGGAAACCUGUGAUUUACUGAACCACAUGGAAAUCCAGGAGUACAUUGACAUGGUGAAUGGUUUUGUGAAAGAGGAAAAUGAUAAGGUGAAUGCUAUUGGUGUCAUCAAUGAGGCAGUUGACCGAGGCAACCCAGUCGGGACGUUAGAGUGUCUCCAAGUCCCACAGGCAAAUCUGAAAGAUGUCGAUCCUAAGAACGCCAGCCUUUACCAGAAGUUGUUAGCAGAGAAGAAAAGUGAGAAAGCUAAAGAGCAUCAAGAUGAUACUACAGUGCUCUGGUUGGAUGAAAUACAGAAUAUGAUCAAGAAAGCUAAUGAUGACAGGGCGGAGGCAGAAAGAAUGUCCGUGUGUGUUGCUGCGGUUAACCUGGCCAUCGACCAGGAGGACAGCCAGCAGGUGAUGCAGCUACUCACCAGCAAGGAUAUCUCUCUCAGUGAAGUCAACUCUAAGUGUGCCGACGCUUAUCUCAAGGAACUUCUAGAGGCUCGCGCUCAGAAAUCAACACGAGGUGAAUGUGGUAGUGGCUGGGUGAUGAACCGGACAAAACAUGGUCACAAGUUCUACUUCAAUGUGGUGACACUGGAGUCGGGCUGGGAGAAACCAGCAAAUGUUGUCAAAGAUCACUCACUACUCACCAGGGAUGAGGUGCAGACAAUAGUAGGAGAUGUGACAGAAAAGUUCAACCAUGAGGCUAUACUGAGUGCGAGUGAGCCUUUCAUCAUUCAGCUGCAGGCCUUCUCAAGGGGAUACUUGGCCAGGAGAAAGGUCAUCAAGCGACUAGAAUACUUGGAGGAACAGCAAUCGUCUAUUGUGUUAAUACAGUCUGCAUGGAAGGGCUCUAAGCAGAGACAUAAAUAUAAGGAGCGGAAGGAAUACUUAGCUGAUCACAUUCCUGAAAUCAUUCGGAUUCAAUCUUGGUUCAGGAUGUGGAAAGCACGCAAGGAGUAUCUUGCCAGAUUGAGAUAUUUCAGGCAAAAUGUUGAUUCUAUCAUCAAAAUCCAAGCAUUUAUGAGGUCCAAUAAGGCGAGGAAUGACUUCAGAACAUUGAUGUAUGAGAGUGAUCCUCCUGUCAAUGUCAUGAGAAAGUUUGUCCAUCUUCUCGACCACAGCGAUGUAGACUACUCAGAAGAAAUGGAACUGACAAAACUGCGGCAGAAUGUAGUGACAGAGAUCAGGAGUAACCACAAGUUGGAAGAAGAUCUCAACCAGAUGGACAUCAAAAUUGGUUUACUCGUCAAGAACAGAAUCACGCUGCAGGACGUGCUCACCCACAAUAACAAGUUAGGAGACUACCAAAACAAGAUGCAGACGUCUACUGGUGGUCUGAAGGGCCUGAGCAAGGAAAGCCGUGAAAAGCUUGAGGCCUAUCAGCACCUUUUCUACCUACUACAAACUAACCCGACAUACCUGGCCAAGUUGAUCUUCGAGAUGCCAUUGAGUAAGACAACUGUGUUUAUGGAGUCGGUGAUCUUAGCCUUGUAUAACUAUGCGUCUAAUCACAGGGAGGAGUUCCUACUGCUGAAGCUGUUCAAGACAGCUCUAGAAGAAGAGAUAAGCUCAAAAGUUGAGAAAAUGAGCGACAUUACAACAGGGAAUCCCCUUGUGGUGAAGAUGACAGUCGACUUCAACAGAAAUGGUCGUGGUCAGAGUUCACUGCGGGAGAUCCUUAACCCCUUGGUUCUAGAAGUCAUCCAGAAUAAGGAGAUGAAGAUUAAUACUAAUCCGACUGAAAUCUACAAGAGUUGGGUGAACCAGUUGGAAUCUGAGACGGGUAGGGCAAGUGGUAUGCCGUAUGAUGUGACCAUUGAGCAAGCUCUCAAACACCAGCCAGUCAGAGACAAGAUUGAGAAAAACAUACAGGAGCUGAAAUACGCCACUGAUCGCUUCUUCUGUGCCAUACUGAAAUCCCUAGACAAAAUUCCGUACGGCAUGAGAUACAUAGCCAAGGUCAUGAAGAAUGCACUACAUGUCAAGUUCCCUGAAGCACCUGAGAAGGAUGUUCUAAAGAUUGUCGGCAACUUAUUAUAUUACCGCUACAUCAACUCUGCCAUCGUUGCUCCAGAUGCGUUCGACAUCAUCACUGUUGGUGCUAAUAAUGGCUUGACCAAUGACCAAAGAAGAAAUCUGGGCUCGAUAGCAAAGAUUCUGCAGUUUGCUGCAUCUAACAAGGGGUUUGCAAAUGAACCAGCGUAUGGAGGUGAGAGUGAAUACUUGGCCUGUCUCAACCCAUAUAUCAGAGAUGCCCAUGAGAGGUUCAAACAAUUUUUCCGAGCUGCAUGUGAUGUGGAGGAGCCUGAGAUCCAUUUUAACAUCGACCAGUAUACAGAUUUUUGCCUCGUCUCCAAACCAACUAUCUACAUAUCAAUUAAGGAAAUUGUCGACACGCACCAGUUGUUGAUGGAGCACCAGGAUACCAUAGCACCAGACCAUAACGACCCACUGCAUGAGCUCUUGGAAGACCUGGGAGAGGCACCAGACAUUGGCCUGCUUGUUGGAGAACAUGGUGAACAUUCCGAUGCAGAGCGACGUGACAUCCUCUCAAGGACGGAGAUCAUGUUGACGUUAAGUAAUAAGUUUGAGGUACAAGAAGAUGAGAAGAAAGACCAGAAAAAUAUGCUAAUCAGGACCAAGAGAAUGGUUGUGGAUGUGGUACGAUGUCAGCAGGGUGAGACACUCACUGAAAUCUUGCAGAAGCCAGCCACAGAUGCCCAGGAGGACUUCCACCAGGCACUGAUCAAGAGUAGGGAGAGAACGGGCCAGAGGGCUGAUCAGAAAUCAGCUGAGAAGACGAAUCUCUUGAGGGACAAGUCACUGCUCUCUGACACCAUGUUACCCUUAGAAACGAUGAAAAAGAAAAUAUUGUCAAAUCUGCAAAAUUUGGAAUUGUUUGGUAUAACAACGAGGAAGAAUGAUUACCAAAGCGUGGUCAAUGCAAUAGUACAGGACAUUCGAAACCAGAGAAUCUACCGAGCACGUCGACGACAGGAGAUGGUCAAGCUGAAGUCGACACUGAACAGUCUCAACAGUAAGCGGGCAUUUUAUGAGGAGCAGAUCGACUACUAUAACCAAUAUGUCAAGACGUGCCUCGGCAACCUGGCCAAGAAUCAAAGGAAACCGAGAACUAAAUCAUGGUUUGGCAAGGAAAGUGAAGGCAAGGCAAAGAACAUAGCGUUGAAGUAUAAUGCAAUGAAGCUCUAUGAGAAGGGAAUCAUAUUGGAAAUUGAUGGAUUGCCAGAAAACCAGUUCAAGAAUCUCCUCUUUGAGAUCAACUCAACACACGAACCCGGGAUAUUCGAAGUGCAUGCGAGUUUCAUGGGAGUGGAGAUGGACAAAGUCAAAGUGGUGCUACAGGACCUGUUGCAGCUUCAGUACGAGGGUGUUGCAGUCUACAGAAUGUUUAACAGAACAAAGGUUAACGUCAACCUACUGAUCUUCCUUCUAAAUACCAAGUUCUUUGGGAAAUAAAUGAAUGUAAGACGGACAGUAGCAUCUUCCCAGACACCUGACCAGUGAGCACUAAUGAAAGUGACCUGAAUUUCAGCUCACAUGUGUCAGUCUGUGUAGUGACACCUUUAUCUGCCCAACUCGAGUAGUUUUCUGCAUAUGCCGGUUAGCUGUUGAGUAGAAUUUGAAGAGGAUAUUGUGGUUACAUCAGAAAAUACUGUUGAUUAUUGAAAAUCCCAUGCACUUUCUUAUUCAGCAUGUUCAAGUCCAAUGACAUAUUGUUGAGACGUUGAUGUAUUUGCUAAAUGAUUUUAACCCUUGUGUUGUUGUAUCAAAUCGUAGUAUACCUGGAAAGAGAGUAAUAGAUGUUAAUCUUCUCUAUUUAAAAUGAGAGACCUGAUUUUAAGUUGAUGCCAAAAUAUUCGAUAAUUGAGGAAUGGGGUAUGGCUUGUUCAGCCUAUGAUGGGUCUCAAGUGCUUUAAAAAACCAUAGGUUUUCUGUAUGCAAUUGUUUGUAAUGUUUAGUGUGUCAUGACCAUAUAGACCAAAAUUGGCUUGUUGAAAGUACUUUUAAAAUGUUUAGGCAGCUUUGUCUUGUACACAUCAAUCACAGCUUGUAGUUACUUAAGGACAUAUCCAGGAUUAGUCUUGGUCAUUAGAAUCAAUGCAAAAUGUGUAUUUCGUAGUCUCCAGGUCAUGGUACUAGGUGUAAAAAAUACAUGAUACACUUUUAGAUUCUCAGUUUUUCACCAUGAUGUUUGUAUGGUGUUGCUUGGCUGACUGUCAAGACCAAGAGGGACAACCUUAAAAUCUGCCUCUUUCAACUUGUCCUCAUGUCUCAGCUACAUAAUAUCAGGAUUUGAAUAGGUUUCGAUUAAUGAUUUUGAAUUGAUGCUGUUCAAUUUUAAAAGUGUAUCGUGGUUUUUUCUAUACCUAGUACUACAUCUAUGGAGGAAGGUGGGUAAUGCAUGCCUAAUGUAAAGUGUAAUGUUUUAUGGCAGACAUUGCAUCAGUGUUUUGAAUGGAAUUGAUCCAGAUUUUGUCGAACUGAGUUAUUUAACGUUAACAUUGGGACACAUUUGGCAUUUCCGAAAAAACAUUCCAGAAUAAUAAAUUUCCAGGACACCUAUUUGUGCCACUGCCAAGGUAACUUCUGCGUCGACUCUCUGUUGCCAUAUCAUAUCCUCUGUUUAAAUUUGCAUAUUUUCCAACACCCUGUAUAAUAGUUAGGCCCAUCUUUUAAGCCAGGCGCUAGGCCUACUUGUGGCUGUGCAAUUUUAUAUCUUGUAUGUGUGUCCAUUCUAAAUGUCUGUUCAGAUGCAAUUUAUCAAGUGUUUAUGUAAAAGAGGUUUGUGAGGUUUAUUGGGCAAAUUUUAUAUCAUUGAGAUCAGUUCAUGGGCGACGAGAGAGAGAAGAUGUGAAUGACAUUUCUGGGGCCGUGUCAGGACAACUUUCCACUGGCAUCUCACUCCAGCGUGUUGUACAGGGGGUGGGGUGGGGGUAGUGAUUGAUUUGCAGAUGUUCACAACUUGAACUUGACUUCAAGUCACAAUUUUGGCUUGUAAUUUGUGGUUUUCUGUUUCUGAUCAGAUGUGAAUUUUUGUCAGCAGGAUCCUUGCAGUGGGGUUUUUUUGGCUAUGGAACUUAUCCCAAAAAAUAUAUAACUUCAAAAAAGGGACAACAACCAUUUGUUGUCACCAGGUGGUCAUCAGAGCAAAUCUCAGGUAUAGUUGCCAGCUGUUAUGAAUGUGCUUGAAAUUGUACAUAUUUCAUAUCUGCCAGUGGAAAUGAAAUUUCCUGCAUUUAUUUUUUUUAGCAGGUGCCUUUAAUAUCAUGAUCAUGUGACAAAUGGUUUAUCAUACAGUUUGGCUUGUACUUUAACUGUUUUGCCCUUCUUGCAAAAAAGGGCCCUAGCCGUUAUAACAGCUUUUCAAGUUAAAUUUGGGGGGGGGGUAUGACUUGCUUGAAGCCAAUGCUGUCUUUGUCUUCCACCAUGAAUACCUGUAUGCGUAUAUCCCAGCAUUACAGCAAUGUUCUCUAUGUUAUUUAUA